AUGCACCUAAUUUUCGCUGCCCUCUCACUUUUUGCCAAUACCGUAAUGGCGGCCGACUCCGCAUCCGGACUAUCGACGCACGUCCUGGAUAUUUCACAGGGAAAACCCGGCGCCGGAUGUAAUGUGGAAACGUUUCGCUUGGACGAUAAAGAAUGGACGCUGGUCGGGAGGAGUAAGACCGACGAGAACGGGCGGAUCGCGUCAGCGUUGGUGCUCGACGCUGAGGAGGUUCAGCUGAAGAAUGAUACUACGUAUAAGCUGCGAUUUGAUACGGCGGAAUACUAUGAACGGGAUGGGAUCGAUUGUUUCUAUCCACAUGUUGAGGUAAUGUUCCGAAUCGCUGACGCCACCCGCCAUUUUCACGUGCCGAUCACGCUGGCCCCCUACGGAUAUUCCACCUAUAAAGGGCAA
Molecule: messenger RNA, 411 nt
Organism: Mesorhabditis spiculigera
Lineage: Eukaryota; Metazoa; Nematoda; Chromadorea; Rhabditida; Rhabditidae
Source: the annotation of a GenBank genome assembly